AUGUCAUCCCUCACAAACGUAUACGCACUGCCCCCGCAUCUGUUUGACGAGGAAGGCGCCAUCGUAGACGAAACCUUUGUGCAAAGUCUGACUGGGCGCCUCGGCGACACCUCGCGCGCCCGCUUCACCUCCCAGCUGCCCUUCGUACCCUCCUACGUCCAAUCAACCCUCAAAACACCCGAUCCGGCCCAGCUGUACCGCGAUCGCGUCGAGCACCGGCAACUACCGCUCGAGAACCCCGAUAAACCGAGCGCGGCGCGGAAAGAGCGCGAAGAGCGGUUGAAGCGUAAACAGGCUGAGGCCGCGAGGAGGAAGAGCGGUGUACCGGGUAGGAAAGUCGUGCAUGAUAAAGGUGCUUGGAAUUUGGUCAAGCAGGACUGCCGGUUCGAGUUGUUUCUUGCGCUGCAUCGGUUAUGGAUGGGAUACAUGUCUGAGUUGCUUGGACUGAAGCUGGCGCCGGAGGGCAAGACGGCUGAUGCUGGUGCGAUGCCGCCUGCGGCGGGGAUGCAUGCUAAACUCGUGAAGGCGGAUAUGCACGGUGCGUUCAUCACCGUUAAGGAGAGCAAGAACGCGUCGCUCGUUGGUAUGCAAGGCAUUGUCAUCCACGAAACCGAAGGCACCUUCAAAAUCGUAACCCGCAAAGACAAACUAAAACUAAUACCCAAACGCAACUCAAUCUUCACCCUCGCCGUCCCGCUCUACUCGACCUCCCUCCAGCCCUCUCCCGCCGCACCUCCCCCUUCUGCCCCCGCCGAAGACGAGUUUGCGUAUCGGGCGGCGGAGAGGGCGGGGAAGAAGUUUAAGGCGAAGGAGACCAUCGAACUCUAG
Molecule: messenger RNA, 828 nt
Organism: Peniophora sp. CBMAI 1063
Lineage: Eukaryota; Fungi; Basidiomycota; Agaricomycetes; Russulales; Peniophoraceae
Source: the annotation of a GenBank genome assembly